UAAAGUAUGGUUUAUAGUUGCAGUUACUUAUUCCAAAUGUUUUGUUCGAUGUCGCAAGAGAGUCACAAAAAAAGAUGUUAGACUUACUUAGAAGUCUUUUGUUGUGUUGAAGCCGGAAACGGCCGAAAGUGAACCCCGGAGAUCUUGCGAAGGGAAAGCGAAAGUAAUGCGCGCCGUGUGUAAACUUUCACUUUCGCUCUCGUCGGUCGGAAGUGAAGUGAACGUUCUUUCCAAAGGUCCAUGUUGGUGCAGGUGAGAUGGAGAUGGACGAAGGCUCCAAGCUGCACCUGAAGGAGUGGCUGCUGGCGCAGGUGGACUCAGGUGCGUUCGAGGGUCUGUGUUGGCACGACUCCCGCAAGACCAUGGUCAGGAUCCCCUGGAAGCACGCGGCCAAGAAGGACUACAAGCAGACGGAAGAUGCCGCCCUCUUCAAGGCCUGGGCUUUGCACAAAGGCAAACACAGGGAGGGACAGGAUCGGGCCAACCCCAGCGUGUGGAAGACUCGUCUGCGAUGUGCACUCAACAAGAGCACAGACUUCCAGGUGGUGCCAGAACUCUGCCAGCAGGACGUCUCGGAGCCUUAUAAGGUGUACCGCAUCUGGGAAGGCGCUGGACCAACUGGUCAGACCGAGUCUGCACAGACCAAAUACAACACCCGAGCUGAGGCAUCGCCAAGGAGCCCUGCUUGUCCAGAAACCCAGCAAUCAUUUGAAGUCUGCAAAGAAAGAGAAGGAGAAGAAAGAGAUGGAGAAGGAGGGGAAGAACUUGACGUGCCUAUAAGGGACCACAUAUAUUGUGAGAUGACUGGGAAAAAAGUUCCCCUUCAGCACUUUGAUCCUCUGACCUUCUGCAGCUCCAUCCACAGCAUAGCAAAUUUCACCAUGCAGGUGACCUUCUUGUACCAGGGCCGCACGGUGCUGGUGAGCACCACCACCAGUCCGGACGGCUGCUUCAUCCUGCAGGGUCGGGGUCCGGUAGCGAGUGAGCGUAUUUACGGGCCCUGCACCGCACAGCAGCUUUCCUUUCCUCCCGCAAGCUCCUUACACAUGUCCGCGCUCACGCUGGAAGCCAUCAAUCGCCUCCUCUGCCACCUGGAGAGGGGUGUGCUCAUAUGGGUGGCCCCCGAUGGGGUGUUUAUCAAGCGCUUCUGCCAGUGCAGGGUGUACUGGAGCGGCCCGGCGGCCCAGCACACCGAUCGGCCCAACAAACUAGAACGAGAGAAGACUUUCAAAUUGCUUGACAACUCAACAUUUCUCAAUGAUCUUCAUCGCUGUUUGCAAGGAAAGGGAACACCGCCUCUUUACAGCAUUGAACUGUGCUUUGGAGAGGAGUACCCGGACCCGACCACCCCUAAAACCCAGAAGCUUGUCAUGGUGCAGGUGGUUCCCAUGUUUGCAGUGGAUCUGCUGGAGAGGUUCAGCUCGGACUAACCAAGAACAAGAUUGACAGUCCUGUCCUAGGUAAAGCUGAGAACAUUAAUCCUGUCAUGAACCAGCAAAAUUAUCCAUCCAUCCAUCCAUCUUCUUCCGCUUAUCCGAGGUCGGGUCGCGGGGGCAGCAGCCUAAGCAGGGAAGCCCAGACUUCCCUCUCCCCAGCCACUUCGUCCAGCUCUUCCCGGGGGAUCCCGAGGCGUUCCCAAACCAGCCGGGAGACAAAAUUAUUAUUAUUAUUAUUAUUAUUAUUAUUAUUUCCUCCUUUACCUGCCAUGGAAAACAGCAAAGAGCAGAAUUGUGUUAGGGAAAAUAAUUGUGAAUGUUUUUGUAUGAGAAAUGUAUCAUUUUUCAGUACACUGGAGCCCCCAAAGUCAUGUCGUCAUGCUGUCUGAAUAACAUCUGGUUGAAAUAUUUGGAGUUUAUUUUUCUUUGUCAUGGUGAAACACAUUCAAAACCAGGCCAACGGAAUUGAGAAAUUGACCUACAAAACCACCAAAAUCAGUGAAGUUGGCACGUUGUGGGAUUUGUAAAU
Entelurus aequoreus (snake pipefish) is the source of this 1965-nucleotide messenger RNA. Its product is annotated as interferon regulatory factor 4-like. NCBI's taxonomy places the organism in Eukaryota, Metazoa, Chordata, Actinopteri, Syngnathiformes, Syngnathidae. The coding region runs from base 258 to 1430 and encodes 390 amino acids. Gene Ontology annotation, biological process: regulation of transcription by RNA polymerase II; immune system process. Gene Ontology annotation, cellular component: nucleus. The transcript is spliced from 8 exons. Gene Ontology annotation, molecular function: RNA polymerase II cis-regulatory region sequence-specific DNA binding; protein binding; DNA-binding transcription factor activity, RNA polymerase II-specific. The record is from RefSeq and is a predicted model, not a curated record.